Molecule: messenger RNA, 4063 nt
Organism: Hemiscyllium ocellatum (epaulette shark)
Lineage: Eukaryota; Metazoa; Chordata; Chondrichthyes; Orectolobiformes; Hemiscylliidae
Product: A disintegrin and metalloproteinase with thrombospondin motifs 3-like
Exons: 22
Coding region: 184-3708 (1174 amino acids)
Biological process (GO): extracellular matrix organization; proteolysis
Cellular component (GO): extracellular matrix
Molecular function (GO): metalloendopeptidase activity
Source: RefSeq, a predicted model, not a curated record
GCAGAGCCUGGGCUUGGAGCGCCAGGAGUCCGCCUCUGCAAGUCCUGGGAUCCAGACACAUUCUCCAAAACCCCUGGGCUCCCUUCAAACACGCCAGCAGCCGGAGGGGGACCGACACUGUGACCCAGUCCCACACAGGAUCGUCUUUUAAAGUCGUAAGAUUGGAAGUCUGUCGACGCGGUGAUGGUUCCCCAGUCAGUAUGGUUCGCAUUUGGAAUAUUAGCGGUGAACUUGACUACAGCGGCUGGAUCUGAAGUAACUGGGAGCCCAGCAGUUUUGCAGAAGUUUGCCGCCCUGGGGCAGGAGGUCAGGCUGGUGACUCCACUCAGGACAGACUCCGAGGGCCGCUUCGUGUCCCACCUAGUAUCGGGCUCUCAAGUCAGGCGGAAAAAGCGGAGUGGCCCUGCGCCCUGGCCUGGGAGUCCCGGGCAAGAGAGCCAGGCUGAGACUCACCCACUGUUCUUCAAUGUCACCGUCUUUGGCCAGAGCUGGCAGCUCAGACUGGAACCUAGCUACCGGCUGGUGGCCCCAGGAGCCGUGUUGGAGUGGCAGGAAGAUGGACAAAGUCACACACAGCCACUGAGUGAGGGCUGCAUCUAUAGUGGGGGCAUCAGCCACAUCCCUGAGGCCAGGGUAGCCAUCAGCAACUGCGAUGGACUGGCUGGAAUGAUCCGAACAGAUCAGGAGGAAUAUUUUAUUGAACCACUAGAAAAGGGCAAACAAUCUGAAGAAGAGGAGAAGGGUCGCGUUCAUGUAGUGUACCGCAGAUCAGCUGUCCAGCAUUCAAAUCCCGAAAACGCUGGUGACUUUUAUCAAACAGGUUCAGAGCUCGGUGUGGCUAGUGAUCUGGACAACAUGCAUGACAACCUUGACAAGGAGCUGGUGGAAACGUUGAGGAGGCGGAGACAUGUGAACGAUGGCAACUACAACAUCGAGGUGCUUUUGGGAGUGGAUGACUCCGUGGUUCGGUUCCAUGGGAAAGAACACGUCCAGAACUACCUCUUGACUCUAAUGAACAUAGUUAAUGAGAUUUACCAUGAUAAAUCACUGGGAGCCCAUGUAAAUGUUGUGCUAGUACGAAUGAUCAUGCUGGGAUAUGCAAAGUCCAUCAGCUUGAUUGAAAGAGGAAAUCCGUCUCGAAGCUUGGAGAAUAUCUGUCGCUGGGCCAACUCUCAGCAAAAAGCAAACCCGAACCAUUCGGAACACCAUGACCAUGCCAUCUUUUUAACAAGGCAAGAUUUCGGUCCAGCGGGUAUGCAAGGGUACGCUCCAGUGACUGGAAUGUGCCACCCAGUUCGCAGUUGUACUCUAAACCAUGAGGAUGGCUUCUCUUCAGCGUUUGUAGUUGCUCAUGAAACUGGUCAUGUCCUGGGAAUGGAACACGAUGGCCAAGGAAACCGGUGUGGAGAUGAAACCAGCAUGGGAAGUGUCAUGGCACCCUUAGUCCAAGCUGCUUUUCACCGUUUUCAUUGGUCUCGGUGCAGUGGACAAGAGCUCAAGCGAUACCUUCAUUCCUAUGACUGUCUGCUGGAUGACCCAUUUGAACACGAUUGGCCCAAACUUCCUGAACUGCCAGGGAUCAACUAUUCAAUGGAUGAACAAUGCCGCUUUGAUUUCGGCGUGGGUUACAAGAUGUGCACAGCCUUUCGCACCUUCCAUCCGUGUAAGCAACUAUGGUGCAGCCAUCCUGACAACCCAUUCUUCUGCAAGACAAAGAAAGGGCCUCCUUUGGAUGGAACAGAAUGUGGUCCUGGAAAGUGGUGCUACCAAGGUCACUGUUUAUGGAAGACUUCAGAGCAGGUAAAGGUGGACGGCAGUUGGGGUCCUUGGAGCAAACUUGGGUCCUGCUCUCGAACCUGUGGCUCUGGUGUCCGCUUUCGAACCCGACAGUGCAAUAACCCAGCGCCUGCAAAUGGUGGUCAGGAUUGUCCUGGUGUAAACUAUGAAUACCAACUGUGUAACAAAGAAGAUUGCCCACGUCAUUUUGAAGAUUUCCGAGCACAGCAGUGUCAGCAACGUAAUUCAUACUAUGAAUAUCAGAAUGCUAAACACCACUGGCUUCCAUAUGAACAUCCUGACUCAAUAAAAAGAUGCCAUCUCUACUGUCAAUCCAAGGAAAUGGGAGGAGUUGUCUACAUGAAACAAUUAGUCCAUGAUGGUACUCGUUGUUCCUAUAAAGAUCCAUACAGUAUCUGUGUAAGAGGUGAAUGUGUGAAAGUGGGAUGCGAUAAAGAAAUUGGCUCAAACAAAGUGGAUGACAAAUGUGGAGUGUGUGGUGGGGACAAUUCCCACUGCAGAACAGUGAAAGGAACAUUUACCAGAACACCAAAGAAGUCGGGCUACUUAAAGAUGUUUGAGAUCCCAUCUGGUUCUAGAUAUGUGUUCAUCCAAGAAGACGAGGUUUCUCCUCACAUUCUUGCUGUCAAGAACCAGGCUACGGGUCACUACAUCCUGAAUGGGAAAGGAGACAAACCCAAAACAAAGGUUUUUAUUGAACUGGGCGUAGAGUGGGCAUACACCUUGGAGGAUAACAUUGAAACUCUGCACACAGAUGGUCCUUUGCAUGAUCCUGUUGUGAUCCUGAUAAUCCCUCGGGAUAAUAGUACAAAAUCUACUCUCACCUAUAACUACAUUAUCCAUGAAGACUCCUUACCAACCAUCAGCAACAAUAAUGUACUUCAAGAAGAUGUCCAUGCCUUUGAGUGGGCUUUGAAGAACUGGUCCCAGUGUUCCAAACCAUGUGGUGGAGGUUUUCAGUACACAAAGUAUGGAUGCCGUAGGAAGACUGACAAUAAAGUGGUUCAUCGUAACUUCUGUGAUGCAGAUAAGAAACCAAAACCUAUCCGCAGGAUGUGUAACCUGCAAGAGUGCACAUUGCCUGUUUGGAUAGCAGACGAAUGGGAACACUGCACAAAAUCCUGUGGGAGUUCUGGAUACCAACUGCGCACUGUUCGCUGUGUGGAGAUGACCAAUGGAAGGAAUCACUCAGUGCACAGUAAAUACUGCACUGGAGAGCGGCUGGAGAACCGCCGAGCUUGCAAUCGAAAACCUUGUCCAGCACAAUGGAAGACGGGGCCCUGGUUAGAGUGUUCUGUGACUUGCGGUGAAGGAAUUGAACAAAGACAGGUCAGAUGUCGUCCAAAUGACCAAUGCGAUGGUGAGAAACCAGAAGCUACAAGAGUCUGUAAACGUCCCCCUUGUGGUGAUGAGCCUUGCCUGCGAGAUAAGUCUAUAUUCUGUCAGAUGGAAGUGCUAGCUCGCUAUUGCUCCAUCCCAGGCUACAACAAACUCUGCUGUGAAUCGUGUGGCAAGCGCAGUAGCACCCUGCCUCCCUCCUUAUUUACUGGUGCUGCGGAAAUAGAGGAUGAAAUGGCAGAAUCUGACCACAAGAUGACACCAACUCACCCUCCUGACUCCACAUCCAGGAGCAGAAGUUUGCAAGGCAGCAGGUUAGCCAGAGAAAAGAAUACCAAGCCUAGAGCAGUCACUCCAGGACGAGGCAAAACAAAAGGUCCAAACUCCUCCCAGAAAAAGACACCUGCGGUUGGUUGGCCUCACAGAUUGGUGGCUUCACAGUAUCAGCCUCAUUUAUUUCAAGACGAUCCUAUUGCCAUCGGCAACAGCUCCACAGCUACCCAUGCAUCAGUUGGAGUGGCAGAGCCAUCAGAAAGAAAUGCUGCAUCACAAUCUCCUGAGGCAGAGACAUGAAGUAAGGUUCUUAUGUCUGAUACAUCUGAGGAAAAAAAAAACAACCAUUCAACAAGAAUCAAUUAUAGACAUCAUGGUGCACGUCUGAUUUGAAAAUGACUUUCUGCAUUUUCAGUGAACCUAAACUGUCACUCUUUUCUCGAAAAAGAAUACUUUGAAGUCGUAAAGUGCUGGCACUUUGCUCCAUGUCAUUAAAUUGGCCAACAUCCAAUUUUUUUUGGGAUCACUUAAACAAAGACCAAAGAUUUUUUCAAUGAAGAGGAGAUAUCCAGGUUUGCUGGUGUUGCGUUUGUAAAGGAUUAUGACUACAUUUUACAUAUCAUCUGAGGUUAAAAGAAUCAAAGCAAGGAAUCAA